AAGUCUUCUUGUACUGGUAAUUUCUUCACCUUAAAGAAGAUACCCAGCAGGACGAGAUAGAGAAAAAAAAAAUGGAGAGGAGACUCUACGAAGCAGCCAUGGAAGGCAAUGUCAUCUCCUUGGUGAAUCUCCUCCAAGAAGACCCUUUAGCUCUCGACAGCUUCAUGGUCACCUGCCACACCGAAACCCCUCUCCACAUAGCUUCCAUGUUAGGACACGUUCAGUUCGUCACCGAGCUUGUCAACCGGAAGCCAGAGCUCGCAACGGAGCUCGACAUACGAAGGUCAACGCCACUUCACUUGGCCGCCGCUCGCGGCAAUCUUGACGUAGUGAAGAUUCUUCUGAUCGCCGCCGGCUCUGAAAUUUGCCUGGUGCGCGAUGGAGAUGGGAGAACGCCUCUGCACGUUGCGGCCAUGAAAGGCCACGGGGGCGUCGUGCGAGAGUUGGCAACGGCUAGACCGGAUGCGGCUCGAGUCUUGCUAGACCGAGGGGAGACCAUUUUGCACGCGUGCGUGAGAUAUGGGCAGAUGGAUGCGAUGAAGGUGGUGGUGGAGAUCGUUGAUGGUGAGUUUGUGAAUGUUAAGGAAUGUGUUCAUGGCAACACAGCAUUGCACCUCGCAGCGGCUCAUAUUGAAACUGAGGCUAUAAACAUCUUGAUUUCAAAGACCAACGUAGACGUCAACGCGGUCAACGCACACGGCCUGACCGCGUUGGACGUUUUAGUCCAAGCCAGAAGAAACCCAAAACACAAAGACAUUGCAGAGUCCCUCAAACAUGCCGGGGCUGCUACACGAGCAACUUACGAGCCUCCAUUUUCCAUGCACGAUGAGCCUGAAGUCAUAAGCUCCACCAUCGACAUGGCAGACGAAGACCUCUACACCUUCUCCUCUCACUCGAAAAAGAAGACCAAGAAACUCCUCAAGACUUUUCGACGUGAUGGCCGUCAACCGGAUUGGCUCGAGAAAAAACAGAGCGCACUAAUGGUGGUCGCCUCCCUCAUCGCCACCAUGGCUUUCCAAGUGGGGGUCAACCCUCCCGGUGGCGUCUGGCAAGACACUUCCCCUGAUCACAUGGCGGGUUUCUCAAUAAUGGCAUACAAUUAUUCGGUCUACGGCCGGUUCAUGGCACUGAACACAGUUAGCUUCAUGGCUUCUCUGAGUAUUAUUCUACUGCUGGUAAGUGGGUUGCCGGCAUUGAAACGGAGGUUCUUCACGUGGGUGUUAAUGGCAAUCAUGUGGGUGGCUAUAACCUCCAUGGCUUUCACUUAUUCGAUAUCAAUCAGUGUGUUUACGCCGAUGAAGCAGUCGAAUUCGAUUAACAGCAUGUUAGGGUUGGCGAUCGUGCUUUGGUGUGGUUUAACGGGUCUGCUGCUUCUCGCGCAUACGACUCGGUUGGCGGUGAGGUUGGUCCGUAGCUUGUGCAGAUCAGUACUUCUGCCGAGAAUAAGAAAGGUGGCAGCUGAAGCUUCGGCUUAAUUCUGCGGAAGCCAUAAACGACGUCGUUACUUGAAUAUCCCACUGCUAUAACUCUGUAUG
Carica papaya (papaya) is the source of this 1535-nucleotide messenger RNA. RefSeq lists its product as uncharacterized. Gene Ontology annotation, cellular component: plasma membrane. NCBI's taxonomy places the organism in Eukaryota, Viridiplantae, Streptophyta, Magnoliopsida, Brassicales, Caricaceae. The record is from RefSeq and is a predicted model, not a curated record. Gene Ontology annotation, molecular function: protein binding.